Messenger RNA from Schistosoma rodhaini, 723 nucleotides. Lineage: Eukaryota; Metazoa; Platyhelminthes; Trematoda; Strigeidida; Schistosomatidae. The record is from the annotation of a GenBank genome assembly.
AUGGGUCAGUCUAUAGAAGAUGUCAAGACUCUAACUAUCAGGGUGAUCGACCAUAUGUGUAAAACCCCUUUAGAUAAAGGUUAUGGUUCAAAUGAGUUCAAAUCAAUCAUUCACCUUUUCGACAGGAGUUUUUUUACCAUCGAGAAUCCUCAAAACGUGGUGGAAGAUUAUAGACUUUGGAUAGCUUCAAGUGUGUUAUCAAGCGGCGACUAUCCACAUCAUCUUACUCAGAUUUUUAUCGACUUGGGAAAAUGUUCCUUCGGAUCUCUGAGCGUUGGGAAAGAAUCUUUUAAUGAACAGUACAUCGAAUUGCUAUCAUCAUUUCAGUUGACUUUAUGUAAUUAUCUCGAACUAAGUGAAUUACUGGCAGAGAAAAUUUCAAAGCAAGAUGCUUAUUUGAAAGAAAUAUAUCGUAUUCAUGAAGCUAUUUUGCCUCACGAUGGAACCUAUGGUAUGGAAAAGAAAAUCACGUUGGUAGUAGAAAUAAUUAUAAAAACCCUCUACAACAUGCUCCAACACGAAAACCCAACAAUAUCUUCUGCUCUAAAGAAGUAUAAUCUUAUAGAUAUAUUUAUAUAUUAUGCGAAGUCCACGAAUACUAGUUUGCAGAUAGCUUCCUACUUAAGCUUGGCGUACAUUUAUAAUGAAGAAGAACAGCUAAUACCUGAGAACCCCUCCACAAGAAUAUAUGGUUACUCUUGUGAAGAAAUCUUAAAAGGAUAG